UGACACAAGCCGUCUUCGUUUUCCCCUCUGCGAUCCACCGACGAUCUCCUUCUUCGUUUCGUUCCAAUUCCUUCGUUCUCGGCUUUUCCUCCUCUUUCUGCUCUGCGAUGAAUCCCUAAGUCCGAUCCACCGAUGCCCCUCCGGUACCCGACCGCCGCCCGAGGCUGCGGCGCGGCCGUGGAGAGAUGGAUGUUCCCCAUCCUCUCCGUCUUGUUCGUAGCCGUCCUCCUCCUCCUCUCUGGCAUUUCGGGAUUCAAGGCUUCCACUGCCUUCCUCGACCGCCGCCUUACCGCCACCGAUGUUCGCCGCGGCUCCGCCCAUCUGCCCUCCUUUGCGUACUACAUCACCGGCGGCCGCGGCGACUCGAGUCGGGUUUUGCGCCUGCUUCUUGCCGUGUACCACCCCAGGAACCGAUACCUCCUCCACCUUUCCGCUGACGCGCCGGCGUCGGAGCGGGCUGACUUGGCGGCCAGGGCUUGGCUUUCGAUCCCCGCCAUCCGGGCAUUCGGGAAUGUGGAUGUGAUCGGGAAGGCCAGUGCGAUGACGCCGAUGGGAUCUUCAGGGCUCGCUGCCACGCUUCAGGCUGCCUCUUUGCUGCUCCGGCUCGACGACGGCUGGGAUUGGUUCGUGACUUUAACUGCCGAAGAUUAUCCGCUUAUCUCGCAAGAUGAUUUAAUUUAUGCUUUCUCCCAUGUGCCAAGGAAUCUUAGUUUUGUGAAUCACACUAGUGAUAUUGGAUGGAAGGAAGAUAAGAGAGUUAAACCCAUUAUAGUUGAUGCAGGGAUCUAUCUAGCUAACAGGAAAUCAUUUUUCAAAGCUACACAAAAUCGGGUCACCCCUCAAUCUUUCAAGUUCUUCACAGGUUCACCAUGGGUCAUCCUCAGCAGGUCCUUUGUAGAGUACUGUGUGCUGGGUUGGGAUAACCUAGCCCGGACACUACUCUUGUACUUCACAAAUGUAUUAUCGUCCCAAGAAGGUUAUUUUCAUUCACUUAUAUGCAACUCACAAGAUUUCCAGAAUAUGACAGUAAAUAGCGACCUAAGGUAUACGGCUUGGGAUAGUCCUCCAACAACGGAACCCCAUUUUCUCAACAUGACGGAUUAUGACGAAAUGAUUAAGAGUGGAAUACCUUUUGCCAGACAGUUCCGUCAGGGUGAUGCAGUGCUUGAUAAAAUUGAUAGAAUGAUAUUGAAACGUAGGUACAACAAGGCUGUUCCUGGGGCUUGGUGCUCCAGCCAAAACAGAUGGAUAGAUCCAUGUUCUCGUUGGGAUAAUGCCAACAUCGUUCAACCUACACACAGAUCAGAGAAGUUAGGCAAGUUGAUAAAAACUCUCUUGGAUGAAUGGGAGUCAAGUACUAGCUCAUGCAGGUAGUCUGGUAAGUUUAUAACAAGAUUCCUUACAGCUAUCAGCAGCAACAAAAUCAGUCCUCAUUAAGGUUCUCUGCACUGGUUAUCAUGUAUGAAGAUGAUCUGUAGACCGUACUGUUUCAUCAUUGUUUUUUUUAGGCUGGCUCAAAUCCCAGUUUCAUAAGAUUCUAGUUAGCUUUUUAGAAGAUAGAGCUCCAAGGAGGUGAUAAAUUUUUGUUGGCAAAUUAGCGAAGGUUCUAUGUUUGCAGCGAUCCCUGAUCAAAAUUUUCACAAAAUACUAGAUUCUCUGGUAGAUCCUUAACGACCAAGUGGAAGACUUCAUCAACAUAGAUUUUCACAUGGUAAGCGUAACAUAGCACAAACGACAAGAGACUUCGUUGGUUGUAUUGCUCAUCCAUUUUUUUCAUGUUAGGUAGUACAUAAUGCUAUUUUCUUUUCGAGAUUUCUUGAGGUUGUUUGAGUGGUUUGGCAACAACAAUUUUAUUGUCAUUGCAAUUCUUGUUACACAGAUUUUAUCUGAUAGCUUCUUGCGACCAUUGUAAGUGCACUCUUAUCUCAUUCAUGAGCAACUUUGUCUUCUUAGCUGAGUUUAGUUGAUUGUAACCUAUGUGUUGUUUUUUCA
Messenger RNA from Zingiber officinale, 1992 nucleotides. Its product is annotated as beta-glucuronosyltransferase GlcAT14A-like. Gene Ontology annotation, molecular function: glucuronosyltransferase activity. The transcript is spliced from 4 exons. Bases 133 to 1374 code for a protein of 413 amino acids. NCBI's taxonomy places the organism in Eukaryota, Viridiplantae, Streptophyta, Magnoliopsida, Zingiberales, Zingiberaceae. Gene Ontology annotation, cellular component: membrane. The record is from RefSeq and is a predicted model, not a curated record.